CCAAAAUAGUGGCCCAACCCAAUGAACAAGCUAAUGGUGCUUCCUCAAGACUAUUCAGGCGUUAUUCAGAAACCCUAGCUUCAUUUUUGCCUCCAAACUAAGCUAAACUGAUCUUGUUUACCAGAAUAACGCCAUCUCUCUCUCUCUCCUGAAUCCGAUUAUUCUCAAUGGCGGAUUCAGUUGAUCAAGCGGCGAAGUCAGUUUCCGAUUUGUCGGUGGAUUCUUCCUCCGAAACUCUGAGCAAAAAUGCACGCAAGAGGGAAUUGAAGAACAAGCAGAAGGAGGACGAGAGACGGCGAAAGGAAGAGGAAAAGGCAAAGCAGGCAGCAGCAGCAGCAGUGAACCCCCAGGUUAAGAAAUCUGCCGCAGCUGAUGAUGAGGACAUGGAUCCUACGCAAUACUUUGAAAACAGGAUUAAGUAUCUCGAAGCGCAGAAGAAAGAGGGUCGAAAUCCAUAUCCUCAUAAAUUCUUUGUUUCCAUGUCAAUUCUGGAGUAUGUAGAGAAGUAUGGAGGCUUAAGCAAUGGGGAACACCAGGAGGAUGUUUCUGUAUCUUUAGCAGGUCGAAUUAUGAGCAAGCGAUCAUCCUCGUCAAAACUCUUCUUUUAUGAUUUGCAUGGUGGUGGUGCUAAAGUUCAAGUUAUGGCUGAUGCAAGCAAGUCAUACUUGGAUGAAGCUGAAUUUUCUAAAUUCCAUUCAAGUGUAAAACGUGGUGAUAUUGUCGGAGUCACUGGAUUUCCAGGAAAAACUAAAAGGGGCGAAUUGAGUAUUUUCCCAAAAUCAUAUUUGGUCUUGUCCCAUUGUCUGCAUAUGAUGCCAAGGCAGAAAGCUGGUCCAGGUUCAGAGAGUGCCAAUUUGAAGAAAACUGAUGUUUGGGUCCCCGGAAGUACCAGGAAUCCUGAAACAUAUAUUUUAAAAGAUCAGGAAACUCGAUAUCGCCAACGUUAUUUGGACUUGAUGCUGAAUUCUGAGGUUCGACAAAUAUUCAAGACCAGAUCGAAGAUAAUAUCUUAUAUUAGAAAGUUUCUUGAUGACCUUGAUUUUUUGGAGGUUGAAACUCCAAUGAUGAACAUGAUUGCUGGCGGAGCAGCUGCCCGUCCUUUUGUUACCCAUCACAAUGAGCUUAACAUGAGGCUUUACAUGAGAAUUGCACCUGAACUCUAUCUUAAGGAGUUAGUUGUUGGUGGACUAGAUCGUGUUUAUGAGAUUGGAAAACAGUUUAGGAAUGAGGGCAUAGAUUUAACUCAUAAUCCCGAAUUUACGACCUGUGAAUUCUAUAUGGCUUUUGCGGACUACAAUGACUUGAUGGACUUAACUGAGAGGCUGCUGAGCGGGAUGGUCAAGGAACUUACAGGUGGAUAUAAAAUUAAGUAUCAUGCAAAUGGGCUUGAUAAGGACCCAAUUGAGAUUGACUUUACUCCACCAUUCAGAAGGAUUGACAUGAUAGAGGAUUUAGAGAGGAUUGCGAAUCUCAAUAUACCUAAGGACCUUUCAAGUGAUGAAGCUAACAAAUAUCUUAGGGAUGCUUGUGCAAAGUAUGAAAUCAAAUGUCCACCUCCUGAGACAACAACUCGGUUGUUGGACAAGCUUGUGGGACACUUUUUGGAAGAGACGUGUGUGAACCCCACUUUCAUCAUUAACCAUCCAGAGAUUAUGAGUCCUUUGGCAAAAUGGCAUAGAUCCAAACCUGGUCUGACUGAACGUUUUGAGUUGUUUAUUAACAAACGUGAGCUUUGCAAUGCAUACACUGAAUUGAAUGAUCCUGUGGUUCAACGGCAAAGGUUUGCAGAACAACUCAAGGACCGACAAUCGGGUGAUGACGAAGCAAUGGCAUUGGAUGAGACAUUUUGUACAGCUCUUGAGUAUGGGUUGCCUCCAACUGGUGGUUGGGGAUUGGGCAUUGACCGGCUCUCUAUGUUGUUUACUGAUUCACAGAACAUUAAGGAAGUACUUCUCUUCCCGGCUAUGAAGCCUCAAGAUGAAGCUCCUACAAAAGUUGCAGGAGGAGCAUAGGAUACCGUAAUCUCUGAUGACAAGGUUUCACUGCUUAUUGUUCCUGCCAAAACUAGUCAUUUCUUACACCAUCAGAUUUAAAUUUUGCGAGGGAAUAGGCGAGGUGGGGGGUUGUGGGAGUGUAGCAUUUGAAAUGCUUUCACACACAGUAGUGAUAUUUUGAGAUUUUUGUCAUUAUUUGCAAAUUGAAUUACGUCACAAAUUUAUAAAAUCGUCGAGGGUUGUGAAGGGGUUUGAUAGUUAA
Molecule: messenger RNA, 2256 nt
Organism: Morus notabilis
Lineage: Eukaryota; Viridiplantae; Streptophyta; Magnoliopsida; Rosales; Moraceae
Product: lysine--tRNA ligase, cytoplasmic
Exons: 17
Coding region: 168-2012 (614 amino acids)
Biological process (GO): lysyl-tRNA aminoacylation
Cellular component (GO): cytosol; cytoplasm
Molecular function (GO): tRNA binding; lysine-tRNA ligase activity; ATP binding
Source: RefSeq, a predicted model, not a curated record